ACCCUGAAAACAAAAACCAAAGAAUUUUUUCUACCCUGAAAAAUAAUCAUUCAUAUAGCAAAAAAAAAAUGAUUGUCAAAUCGAAUCCUGAUUCAAUUAUUGGUUUUGAAUCAUCAUAUCAACAAAAACAACGACAACCACAAUUAGAAUUGGAACAUAAUGAACCACAACAUCAGCAGCAACAGCAACAAUAUCCAUAUCCGGUAAAAUAUGUUACAAUCAAUACAUGUUCAUCAUUAUAUAGACAAUGGUCAAAAACAAAAAAAUCACUAUAUAAACGUGCUAUUGAUGGUUUAGAUUUACUUGUUGAAUAUGCCGAUACAAUUGAUCAAUGUCAUACAGAUGAUGAUGAUGAUGUAAAUAUGAUCACAAUAUUAGCAUUACAUGGUGCACCAGGUUCACAUGAAGAUUUUGAACCAUUUAUACAAUAUUUUGGAUCGAAAAAAAUUCGUUUUAUUGCACCAAAUUAUCCUGACAUAAACAUUACCAUACAGACAAAAGUAUUUCGUCAUUCGGCUGAAGAAAAAUUUGAAUACAUCAAGGAUUUUCUUCGUGCCAUCAAUGUUAAUAGUAUUGAUUUAAUACUAUCGCAUAGUAGUUCAAUAUAUCCAACGGUACGAUUAUUGUGUGAUCAAACAGAUGUACAGAUAAAAGCGGUGGCAUUUUUCAAUCCGGUUGGCCAUCGUCGUAUACAGGCAAUGCGUCCAGCAUGGUUCACUGAAGGUUCGGUGAAAAUUUAUCAAAAUAAAUUUGGUCGUACUGUUUAUCAGAUUUUUGGUAAAGGUUUUAUCAAAGCAACCGGUACUGUGACCGUACGACCAGAUAGUAUGAACAAUGUAAUGUUAUCGGCACAAACGAUGCGUUAUUCAAAUUAUAAACAGCUGGAAAAAUAUUUACGAAAAUUAAAAGAAAAUCAAAUACCAACAUUAUGGGUUUGCGGUGAUAAUGAUCGACUUGUUGAAAAGGAAAUCUUUUACGAAAUGAUUGAAAUAAUGGAUGGUAAUGAUGAAUAUAAUUGGCAAAAAUAUGAUUGUAAUGGCAAAAUGUUGACACAAUAUCAAUCGGACAGUAAUAUAAAAAUAUUAUUCUUUGAACAAGGUGGUCAUUAUACAUUCCAUAAAUUUUCGAAUGAAGUCAUAAAAGAAUGUGAUAAAUUUCUAAACCAUAUUCUAUUGAAUCGACAACGAAAUAAUCAUAAGAUCAUCAUCAUCAUCAUCAUCACCAUCACCACCACAAUCAUCAUCAUCAUCAUGAUUAUCAUUAAAAAA
This is a messenger RNA of Dermatophagoides farinae (American house dust mite), 1268 nucleotides long. RefSeq lists its product as uncharacterized. The record is from RefSeq and is a predicted model, not a curated record. Lineage: Eukaryota; Metazoa; Arthropoda; Arachnida; Sarcoptiformes; Pyroglyphidae.